Messenger RNA from Phaethon lepturus (White-tailed tropicbird), 1247 nucleotides. It is a transcript of the gene COL9A1, whose product is annotated as collagen, type IX, alpha 1. The transcript is spliced from 15 exons. The annotation marks the transcript as partial. NCBI's taxonomy places the organism in Eukaryota, Metazoa, Chordata, Aves, Phaethontiformes, Phaethontidae. The record is from RefSeq and is a predicted model, not a curated record.
GGCAUCCUAGGUAUCAGAGGUAUAACUGGUAUAAUGGGACCUAAAGGUACCAAAGGAGCUCGUGGACUUGAUGGUGAGCCUGGUCCUCGAGGUCUUCCUGGUGCACCUGGGGAUCAAGGACAGAGAGGUCCACUGGGAGAGGCAGGUCCGAAGGGAGAAAGGGGCUUACCAGGAGUUGAUGGCCGGGAAGGGAUCCCUGGAAUGCCUGGAGCAAAAGGUGAACCAGGAAAACCCGGAGCUCCAGGUGAUGCAGGGCUUCAGGGACUGCCAGGUAGCAGAGGGGAGCCAGGUCCUGUUGGUCCUCCAGGUUUACCAGGGAAAUGGGGUCCCCAAGGUGCUAUUGGACUUCCUGGACUGCCAGGUCCUCCAGGCCUACCUGGUGGUAAGGGUGACCGGGGUUCUGUGGGUGAACCAGGACCUAAGGGUGAACAAGGUGCACCUGGAGCAGAAGGAGAUGGAGGAGAAAAGGGUGACUUAGGUGAUAUGGGAUUACCAGGAGCAAAGGGAGCUGUUGGUAAUCCUGGAGAUCCUGGCUCCCGUGGGCCUGAGGGAAGUCGGGGACUGCCUGGCAUGGAAGGACCACGAGGCUCACCUGGACCACGAGGCUUGCAGGGUGAACAGGGUGCCCCAGGUCUGCCUGGCAGCCAAGGUCCAGCUGGAAAAGAACCAACUGAUCAGCACAUUAAGCAGGUUUGCAUGAGAGUCAUGCAAGAACAACUAGCUCAGCUGGCAGCCAGUCUUAGGAGGCCAGAAUUUGGUGCUCCAGGACUCCCUGGCCGACCGGGGCCACCAGGUGCUCCAGGGCCUGCUGGUGAAAAUGGCUUCCCAGGACAGCUUGGACCUCGUGGCUUGCCUGGCCUUAAAGGUCCCCCUGGUGAGAUAGGUCGUAAAGGUCCCAAAGGUGAACCAGGAGAAAGAGGAGAAAGAGGAUUUCCAGGCAGAGGACUGAAAGGUUACCCUGGACCAAGAGGUCUUCCAGGUGAACCAGGAAAACCCAGCUAUGGCAGGGAAGGCCGUGACGGUGAACGAGGUCCCCCUGGUGUGGCCGGUCAGCCUGGGGUUCCUGGUCCUCCUGGACCUCCCGGCCCUCCUGGGUACUGUGAGCCCUCGUCUUGCAGAAUGGAGGCUGGACAGAGAGCUGGUAAGAACAUGAAAGGGCCAUGAACGGGCCUUGCAAGUGCCACAAAGUGCUGGCAUCAAUUGCACAGACAGCUGAGGAAAAAAUAAGGACUGAAGGAGAAAUACAA